Molecule: messenger RNA, 4771 nt
Organism: Hibiscus syriacus
Lineage: Eukaryota; Viridiplantae; Streptophyta; Magnoliopsida; Malvales; Malvaceae
Exons: 9
Coding region: 871-4587 (1238 amino acids)
Biological process (GO): protein phosphorylation; signal transduction
Cellular component (GO): cytoplasm
Molecular function (GO): protein kinase activity; ATP binding; protein binding
Source: RefSeq, a predicted model, not a curated record
UUUGCAUGAAUCCAUCCACGUGUCGUCACCCAUAAUCCCCCUGUUUUCUCCCAUUUGUUAACCUUUGCACCUUCGGGAGAAAAUAAUAACAAAUAAAAAAUCACUGCCAGCCAAUUUCAAUCUCAUUGGUUUUAUCGAGAAAAUCAAAACCCCAGGAAAAAAAACCCGGUGAGUAUGAUUCUCAAAACAACCUAGGCGCCAAAAGAUUGGAUUUCCUGAGAGAGAAACAGAGGUAGAUAGGCAGUUGAGAGACAAAAGGAGAGUUAAUGAUUCGUCGUAAGCUCCGAAAAUGCCCUGGAUCAAAGGCGGUUCCGGACCACCGUUGACCCGCUGUCGCUGUCUCGUUUGCCCUCAUCUUCUCUCUCUCCCUCUCACCGCUAUUAGUCUUCAUUUUUAAUUUUUUAGCUCCUUUUGUUGCUUUUAGGAAAUAGUAGUAAUACCCUUUUAUGUAAAAGAAGUGUUAUUGCUGUUCUCAGAGAUCUUAUGAAAAUUCUAGUAUAUUGUACGGGAAUAAACAAAAUCCAGAAACCAAAACCCUAGCUUUAUCUCUUUUGCACUUGAUUUUAACUAGUCUAAGCUUAGCUGAAUCCUGUGUUCUUGAUCAUGGCAUUUGAUCCCAACGCUAUACCAGAAGAUCUGAGACCGUUGAAUGUGGCUAGAACUAUAACUGAAGAGCCCCGCGUUGCUGCUACUGAUAAUGUCACUGGUAGAAACAUCAAAGGGUUUUUUCCCAACCCAUCUCGGGAGCCUGUAAGUCCUGGUACCAUGACUGUUUUUUAUCCAGCAACCAUGACUAAUGCUGGUUUUGUAGGUUUAGGGUAUGCCAAUGCAGUACCCUAGGCACCGGGCGCCCCUGCAUUGAGGCCUCUAAUGCCAAUGCCUGCGCCUAUGGCGCUUGGGCGCCCAAGUAUGAACCCUGUUGAUGGGUUUGGCUAUAAUCCCAAUUUGAGCAAUAUGGUUGUCGCUAAUGCUGUGGAUCAAGUUAGUAACGAUAUGGUGCCUGGGCAUGGUUCUAGUCCUAGUCUGGGCAAUAGAAGCAGUGGGGAUGGAAGUGAACAAGUGAGUAAUGAUGUUAAGCCAACAGGUUUUGGAUCAAGUUCCAAUAUUGGAAAUAGGGGCAGUGGCAGUGGAAAUGAUCAGUUGAAUAAUGAAUUAUUGGGUGGGCUUGCUCAUAAACCAAGUUUAGGACUCAGAAGCAAUGGCAGCGGGGCUGAUCAGGUGAGUGAUGAGGGUGGGGCUGAUUCGGUGUCAGGAAAAAAGGUUAAGAUUUUGUUUAGUUUCGGGGGGAAGAUAUUGCCUAGACCUAGUGAUGGGGUGUUGAGAUAUGUUGGGGGGCAGACAAGGAUUAUCAGGCUCAGGAGAGAUGUGAGCUUUAAUGAGUUUGUGCAAAAGAUGGUAGAUGCUUAUGGGCAACCUGUGGUUAUUAAGUGCCAGCUUCCUGAUGAGGAUCUCGAUUCAUUGGUAUCUAUUUCAUCCCUGGAUGAUCUUGACAAUAUGAUGGAUGAGUACGACAAAGUGGUUGAAAGGUCUUCAGAUGGGUCAGCUAAAUUAAGGGUAUUUUUGUUUUCGGCUUCGGAGUUUGAUCCUUCUGGUAUGGUUCAAUUUGGGGAUUUAAUUGACAAUGGGCAGAAAUAUGUUGAGGCAGUGAAUAGAAUUGUGGAAGGAUCGGCUGGUAGCAUUAUUCAGAAGGAGAGCUUAGCAAGUUUGGCUUCCACACGGAAUUCUAAUUUUAGUGGGAGUGAGGUUGUUCAUACAGUUGGUGUAAGCCAGGGGGAUGUUAGUGGGGCUCCAUCAACAAGCAUGUUGUCACCCAGAGGGAAUUCAGCUACUUCUGUUGAUACUGGUCCAAAAAUAAUGGUUGUGGAUCCUAAUCCGGCUGUUUAUGCAGAUUAUUCUGCUGUUCAUUUAGGAAUUCCAAUGAUUAAGUCUGCUCCUCCUCAAACAUUGUCUUCUGAACCUGAGGUUGAGUCCACACCUCAACAAGUGAGAUAUGAUAUGCCACAACAUUAUGGAUCUACGCAUAUUGUUUCUGGCCAUGAUGUUAUAAAUCGUUCUGAUUAUGUGCAUCUUACACCUCAAAUGGGGUACUCAAAUCCUACGUUGGUGGGCAACACUGAUUCUAUAUUCGGCCAACAACAUUUCUGUGAUAAUGUUGCCUCUCAUCAGUUGAUUCCUGCUAUGCACAAGACAAUGACUCCCUCCACUUCCCAUGUUGGUAUUAGACCAACUGUAGUUCAGCUACAACAAGCAAUUAUUCAUGAGAAAAUUCCAAGGCUAGAAGACUGUUGUAUGUGUCAGAAGGCUUUACCUCAUGCCCAUUCUGAUCCUUUGGUGAAGGAUGAAAGAAAUAUCAGUGCAACACCUUUAGUAAAUAUAAACUCAAAUUGUCAAAGUCUGCGUCCAGAAGAUGUGCGUCUAGAAGAUGGUAUGAAGUUUUCAUCAGCAAACAAAGUUGUGACUGGAGCAUUAGGGGAUAACAUUGUACAGCGUGCUCACAUUGACCAUCAAAUUGGAAGACUUCAGUCAGAUGCACUUGGAUUCUCUCAAGGUAUUGACAUACAAAAUGAACUUGAAAAAAAUAUUAACUCGAGAACUGAUAAUUCUGAGCAUCCUAGGUUUCCAUUAAGUCAGGGUUUUAUAGCAGGUGAGUUACAAUCACAAUAUGUUUUGCCGUCUCAAUACUUGCUUAAACAGGAGGUUCCAUAUACUGGGGCAAUUGGCGUUCAUGCUUCAGAGCAGCCAGUGCCUGAAGCCUCAAGAGAAUACCAUGGCAAUAUUCAUACUAUCCCCAAACAAGAUAAUGUAGACCCAAACCCUCUAAUCCCAGUUGAUGGGAUAUUGGAGUCACUAAAGAUAAUCAGUGAGCAGGGUAAUUCAUCUGUUUACAAAACCAGAAAAGAUGUCUUGGAUGAAAGAUCUCCACAAGUAGCAGGGAGAGAGGUGCUUUUGGACAGUAUCUUUAGCAAACAAAUAGACUCUAAUGAUAUGGGUAUUUUGGAUAAUGUAAUAACACAUUCACAACCAAAAGUUGGAGCGCAAAAUUUUGAUUCAGUUGAAGUUCAAUAUGGGAACCCUCCAUUUUCCGGUCUUCAAUCGGCACAUAAAUUAGAUAAUGUCCCGUGGAUGCAACAGAAGAUUGUUCUGAAUGAUACAGAAGAUACUCCUUUGAAUGCCAACACCCAAACUUCUUUUUCAAACUCCGGUAGAGGGGAAGAUGUUUUGGAUUCUGUGAAUUCACUCUUUAGUAAUCAAGAUCCUUGGAAAUUACAGCAAUAUGCUCACUUUCCUCCUAGACCUAACAAGAUUCAAACACAGAGAGAGGGAUUAGCUACCAUAGACCCUUUUGAAGAGAACGAGUCAGUAAUCAGUGGUGAAUCUAAAGCCCAACUGCAAGAUGAAGUUUACCUGCCAUUAAAUCAUUUGAACAAGGAUUUCAUUUCAGACCACACACAGUCCACACAAGGCUCAGCUGAGGAACUAAUAAAGAAAGAACUACAAGCUAAUGCUGAGGGAGUCGCUGCUUCUGUUUUCCAGUCAUCUACCCCUUCCAAUCCUGACAUACCAGCAGCAACUGACAAAUCUGGUUUUAAAGGCGAUCAAGAGACAAAUGUUUCAACUAGAAACAUUGAAAUGCAGCAUAAAGCUAAAUUUGAGGAAAUCAAAACCAAACAACCAGACAGCAAAAAAAUUGGUUUUCGAGUUUCAGAUGGCAUUGGUUGCUUGCAGAUUAUAAAAAACAUUGACCUUGAAGAACUUCAAGAGCUUGGUUCUGGGACCUUUGGUACUGUUUAUCAUGGGAAGUGGCGGGGUACUGAUGUUGCAAUCAAACGGAUCAAUGAUAGAUGUUUUGCAGGGAAACCUUCUGAACAGGAACUGAUGAUUGAUGAUUUUUGGAACGAGGCAAUUAAGCUUGCUGACUUGCAUCAUCCCAAUGUUGUGGCUUUCUAUGGUGUUGUUCUCGAUGGUCCUGGUGGCUCUGUGGCAACAGUGACAGAAUAUAUGGUGAAUGGUUCUUUAAGGACUGCUUUACAAAAGAAUGAGAGGAAUCUUGACAAGCGUAAACAACUUUUGAUUGCCAUGGAUGUGGCUUUUGGAAUGGAGUAUUUGCAUGGAAAGAAUAUAGUGCACUUUGAUUUGAAGAGUGACAAUUUACUUGUCAAUCUUCGAGACCCCCAUCGCCCGAUAUGCAAGGUUGGUGAUUUGGGCCUAUCCAAGGUGAAAUGUCAAACUCUGAUCGCAGGUGGUGUCCGUGGAACCCUUCCGUGGAUGGCACCAGAACUUCUGAAUGGCAGCAGCAAUCUUGUCUCAGAAAAGGUGGAUGUGUUCUCAUUCGGUAUUGUUAUGUGGGAGCUUCUCACUGGAGAAGAACCAUAUUCAGACUUACAUUAUGGGGCUAUUAUUGGUGGCAUUGUAAGUAAUACGCUAAGGCCACCGGUUCCAGAAUGCUGUGACCCGGAAUGGAGAUCAUUGAUGGAGAGAUGCUGGUCAUCUGAGCCAUCAGAGAGACCGAACUUCACCGAGAUAGCAAAUGAGUUGCGCUCCAUUGCAGCAAAAAUACAAUCAAAGGGACAAAACCCACAAAAAUAAGCAGAAAACACUCUGGUUUCAAAUAUGAUUUCGGAGAACCUGCUUAAUGUUGACAUCUCUUGUUUACUGUGCAUUUACAGGCAGUUGGAGUAAUAAUAGGUGGUCGUAAAUGUGCCGCUGCUUGGCGUGAACGUACACAGCAGAGAGAGAGAGAGAGAGAGAGAGGAAGGGAACUAAGUUUAUU